GCGGGUUUGCGCCCCGUCUGGUCUCUGGCCUCGGCUCCAGCCUCCCGGCCGGGCUAAUCAGCGCUGCCCUGGGUCCUGGCUCGGCGGCGCGGCCGCUCCCGCUGGAAGUGUCGCUGGAAACUCUGAGUGGCGCUCCCCGCCCCGACGCCAGCCCUGCGGGGGAGGGGGCCGGCCAGGCAGCUGGGAAAGCGGCGCGGGCUCCCCGGGGACCCUCGGCCGCCCCUCCCGGCGCCGCGGCCCGGCCGGCCCGCCCCCUCGGCGGGGGACAGCGGCACCCCCGCGCCCCCAGCGCGCUCCACGCCCAGCGCCGGCCAGCCCCGCCCCCAGCCCGGCCCGCAGUCCGGCUCCGAGGGGGACGGACUCCACGGCGUCCGCGCGCCCCUCAGCCCCCGCGGUCCCCCGUUUCCUCCUCGCGCCCCAUCCUGCGCGUGUCCGGGCCGGGUCACGAGGACGGACGCCCUGUCCCCGCUUUUGGUGCCUCCCCGCGCCAGGCCGUCACCGCGCCAGGCACGAGCGCGCGGAGAUGCCCGGGCGCUCCAGCUCGCCCGCAGCCCGUGCCACCUGCUCGCCGGGGAAGGGGAGACGAGGAGGAGCCCCCAAGCCUUGACCCCAGCAUGCAGGCUUCCUCCUGCACCCUCCCGGCUGGCCUCAGUCUGGACGAUUUCAUUCCCCGCCACCUCCGGAACCGCACGGCGUCCUCCUCCGGGGGGACAAGGUUCCACGACCCUGCGCCCAGGACCGUGUGCAAUGGGCAUUACCCCCCGAGGAGAGAAGCUCCCCGACACUCAGACUCCGCCUGGUAUCAGACCUGGCCAGGCCCUGGGAACCGGGCCCCGGGGAGUCAAAAGACCCCCAACCCCCAGCAUGCCCAGAACUGGUCAGCCACAUGGACCAAGGACAGCAAGCGUCAGGACAAGCGCUGGGUCAAGUAUGAGGGGAUCGGGCCGGUGGACGAGAGCGGCAUGCCCAUUGCCCCCCGAUCUAGCGUCGACAGCCCUAGGGACUGGUACCGGAGAAUGUUCCAGCAGAUUCAUCGGAAAAUGCCGGACCUGCAGCUGGACUGGACUUUUGAGGAGGGACCCAAAGCUGCCUCCUCCAACGCGGCUUCUGCGGAACUCAGGCAUCCUGGCCUCCAGCAGAAACCGGCCUGCAGGCCAGGCCCAACCUCCCUGAGCGGAAAAAGCUGGGACUCCUCUGAAGAGUUUCCUCAAAGCACUUUCAACUCUAACUCCGGAGUGUCCCCAUCUCUGCUCCAGACCCCGACCCAGGCACCCAGGGGCCGAGAAAAGGCGGACAGUGUCUGGACAGAAGAUUCCUGGAACCAGUUUCUGCAAGAGCUAGAAACGGGGCAGAAGCCCAAGAAACCUCUGGUGGAUGAUGCUGUUGAGAAGCCCCCCCAGCCCAUCGAGGUCCUGCUGGAGCGGGAGCUCGCCAAGCUGAGCGCCGAGCUGGACAAGGACCUGCGGGCCAUUGAGACCCGGCUGCCGUCCCCCAGGGUUCAAAGCGCGCGGGCGCCCCGACGCCCCCGGGAGCCGCGGGAGCCGCGGGAGCCGCGGGUCGCGGCGCGCCCGGCCUCAGCCUGGAGCUCCAGUGCCCCGAAUGCACUUUACCAGGGCUCCUCCCGGCCCCUGAGCCCCCACAGAAUGGCGGAAACGGGGAGCCCCUUCCUGGGCCGGAGGGACUUUGUCUACCCCUCCUCAGUCCAAGACCCCGGGGCCCCCGACCGAGGGCGCAGCCCUGCCAGGAAGGAAGAGAAGAGGAGGGCCGCCAGGCUCAAGUUUGACUUCCAGGCACUGUCCCCCAAGGAGCUGACCCUGAAGAAGGGUGACAUUGUCUACAUCCACAAGGAGGUGGAUAGGAACUGGCUGGAGGGAGAACAUCACGGUCGGCUGGGCAUCUUCCCUGCCAACUACGUGGAGGUGCUGCCUGCUGGGGAGGUCCCCAAGCCCAUCAAGCCCCCCACCUACCAGUUGCUGGAGUAUGGAGAAGCCGUGGCCCUGUACAACUUCAAGGGGGACCUGGACGUGGAGUUGUCCUUCCGCAAGGGCGAGCGCAUCUGCCUGACGCGGAAGGUGAACGAGAACUGGUACGAGGGCCGCAUCUCGGGCACCAGCCGCCAGGGCAUCUUCCCUGCCAGCUACGUGCAGGUGAACCGGGAGCCGCGCCUGCGGCUGUGCGACGACGGCCCCCAGCUGCCCGUGUCCCCCCUGCCCGCCUCCUCCCGCGUGGCCCGCCACCCCGGCUCCCCCGUAACACCGCACACUCCAGUCGACCCCACGGACUGGGGGGGCCGGACCUCCCCCCGCCGCACCGGCUUCACCUUCCCUCCGCAUGACCUCCGAGCCCAGACCCAGAUGCCCCAGAGUCUCAGCACCCCGGCCUCCACUGUGACCCAGCCUGGAGGCUCCACUCGGUCCGUGGACCUGGGGACUUCCCCGCCCAGCACCACUCAGAUACACUGGACCCCGUACCGGGCCAUGUACCAGUAUAGGCCCCAGAAUGAGGACGAGUUGGAGCUGCGUGAGGGCGACCGGGUGGAUGUCAUGCAGCAGUGUGACGACGGCUGGUUCGUGGGGGUCUCCCGGAGGACCCAGAAGUUUGGGACAUUCCCUGGAAACUACGUAGCCCCAGUCUGAGCCGUCUCCGUGGCAGCCCAGAGCCCAGCCAGGAUGGGGUGGGGGAGGAGCAGCACUUCUGGGAGGGCGCGAGCCCCCCUCCGGCCCCUCCCUCCCCAGGACCGAGCUGCUGGCAUCUACAAACAACCCCAGCGACGUUGCCCGAGCCCCCGGGACCGAUUCUCACCCACAGCUCACAAGCAUUCCUCUGACAGUCCUUUUAUUUCCUCCCCUCCCCGGCGCCCCAAAUACAGAGGUCUGCUUUGAAGUGGAGACAGUUUCCAGGCCUUAUUGAGACCAGACCCCCGCGUCCCCAGCCCACCCUGCUCUGGCGUUUCCUCUAACAGGGACCGGCUCCCAGCUUCACCCCCAUGGGGUUCCUCUAACGAGAACCAGCUUCCUAACCUCACAGACCAAAGGCCGCCUGUGCCUGAGGGGUCCCCCCCUUCUCUCCAGUUCACCUCUGCCUCCUUGCCUGCCUGUUUCCGGCUGGCCUGGGGGUGCAGCGGGGGGUUGGAGGUAGACUCGAUGCCUUCUCAGCCUGGAGGCAGAGCCCUGCUUCCUCGAGGCUGCCCGCCUGGGCCUGCACCCUGGGAAUGCCCGGGGAAGGGGCCGCCUGGAGGACUGACCUCUCCAGAGGUUUGCAGGUGCCACCGCCCACCUCCCCAGCUUUUCCCAGGCCCCGGAGCAACUCUGGAAGGGAUUGUGAAAUAAAUUUGGACAC
Molecule: messenger RNA, 3339 nt
Organism: Sorex fumeus (smoky shrew)
Lineage: Eukaryota; Metazoa; Chordata; Mammalia; Eulipotyphla; Soricidae
Gene: SORBS3
Product: sorbin and SH3 domain containing 3
Exons: 21
Coding region: 615-2636 (673 amino acids)
Molecular function (GO): protein binding
Source: RefSeq, a predicted model, not a curated record